Molecule: messenger RNA, 4661 nt
Organism: Carassius auratus (goldfish)
Lineage: Eukaryota; Metazoa; Chordata; Actinopteri; Cypriniformes; Cyprinidae
Gene: cngb1a
Product: cyclic nucleotide gated channel subunit beta 1a
Exons: 40
Coding region: 297-4268 (1323 amino acids)
Biological process (GO): monoatomic cation transmembrane transport; retina homeostasis
Cellular component (GO): plasma membrane; photoreceptor outer segment; intracellular cyclic nucleotide activated cation channel complex
Molecular function (GO): intracellularly cGMP-activated cation channel activity; protein-containing complex binding; cGMP binding
Source: RefSeq, a predicted model, not a curated record
GUCAAACUAUAAAGCACAAUUUAUAUUUGCACUACACUGGCUACUAUCUGAGGGGUUUCUCUGUCCCAGUCUCUGUCCUAGACAUAUUCCUCUUUGGUUCUAUAUAGGCUGAGCUCCAAGAAGGAUUGUGUGAUGCUAAUAACGUCCAAGUCCAGGUCCUCCCUCUGUAUCUGUCCCAGAGAAAGCCUAAUCCCGUUAGCUGUGCUUUCUCAUGGAUAAUCCCUCCACUUCCCACCUGGCCAUCCUUCAGUCUCAGUCUCUCUCUGGGAUGACCAUCUUCUGCUGAACACUGCAGCAUGUUUAGCUGGGUGAUAAAGGUUGUUCCCCAGCCUCCAGCGUCUCCUGGGAAACUGGGAGAGGAGGACCAGACCAAUGCUUCCACUGCAGCACCAGCGAGUGAUGUGACGAAAAAAGAGCAAGUAAAACAAGAACCUUCCAAUCCAACGGAGGAGGUCUCAGAGGAAAACAGCUCUCAGAGUGGGGUUUUGAGUUGGCUCUCUCAUGGAUUCAGCAGUGCUCUCCCUCAGCCAGUAAACUCCUCUAAACUGGCCAACAGUGAAGUUAAGCAUGAGGGAAAUGCAGUGAGCAGCAGUAACACAUCAGAUCAGGCUGGAAUGAUAGGCUGGAUCGUGCAGGGACUGGGAAAAGUGGUUCCACAGCCAGAUGAGAAAUAUAAGGGUCACACAGAGCCAGAGGAGGUCACUGAGCCUGCAGUUCCAGUGGUUAAAGUGGAUCCUCCAGUGCAAGAUGUCAAAGACGUUCGUGAUGCUGAGCCGCUGCCUCAUAUUCCUGUGGUGGAGGUUGUGUCUGAUGAGGACCCAGACGCUGCUAAUGUGCCCUUCUCUCCCAGAGUAAUAGAAUGGAUUAAGCAUGGUUUUGAGAAGGUAGUUCCACAUUCUCCUGUCCAUCUUCGUCCUCCCGCUGCUACAGAGGCACCUGCCCAAAAGGCUGCUUCUGCUCCUGUGACUCCCUGCAAACAAGAGCCAGCACCUGCACCUGCACCAACACCUGCUCCUGCACCUCCACCAGCACCUGCGCCUGCACCUGCACCUGCGCCAGCACCAGCAGCUCCACCUGUUGCCCCACCCGCACCUGCAUCUGCACCUGCAGCUCCGGAGCAACCUAAAGUAGCUGAGGAUUCCAAAGGCACAAAUAUGGUUGGCUGGUUUGUACAGGGGUUCGGACGCAUCAUACCACAACCAGUAGUGAAACCAAAAGAGGGCAGCUCUGACAUCGUUCAAAACGUCUGCAUCCUGCAGGACCCGUGUGAUAUGGUGCUGGAGGAGGUGGACUCAGACUGGGAAGCCCAGCAGAGGGAGCAGGGCUCAGGGCAGGACGUCCUGGCUGAGGAGCAGGUGCCACAGGAGGGUUCAUCUCUGCUACAAGUGCAGCCCAAUAUCCUGCCGCACAUGCUGUCCCUGCAGGAGCAGGAGGACGCAGAGACCCAGACUGAGCGCUGGACACCUCUCAUUGAGAGCAUCAAGAAGGAAGCAGAGGAGACUGCCAUAGCAAACAUGGAGGAGAGACUUCAGCAGGAGCGUGUGGAAGCGGCUCGUGUGGCGGAGGAUCUGGCCCGGCAGGCUGCAGAAUUGGCCGUCAGACAGUUGGAGGAAGAGCACACCACACAGAUCAUCAUCGACACGAAAACCGAAGAGCUGGACAAUGAGGAACAACUGCCAAAUAUCCAGGAGGAAGAGAAUGAAGAAGAUCCGGAGUUACAGCCGCUCGGUGAAGAGAGUGGGGAGGAGAGUGAGGAUAGUAAGAACACAGAUGCUGAUGUGAAAAGGAGCCUGAUGGACGUCUGCCCGGCGGAGCCCUCACCACAUGGUGAGUCUGAGGUUUCAGAUCAGGCACUACAAGCAGAUCCGGUCUCGCCGCCCGUGACCACUCAGCCUCAGCGAGCCACAUCUUUACCUCCUGAUGCUGACCAGGAAGAGGAACCUCCAGAAGAAGGAUGUGGAGAAAGCUCCCAUCUGAAGCCAGCACUGAAGGUGGAGGACGUGGAGGAUGGAGAGCUGACCAUUCCCAAAAUCAUCGUCCCCUCAGAGUUCGACUCAAUGACCCUUGCUGUUCCUGUAACAAAUCUGAUUUCUCACAGCAAAGCUGUGGAUUCAGAAAUGCAGGAAGAGAUGUUUCCUGGUGAGGAAGACGAACAAGACCUGAACAAGUCUGAUCUACUUGCUGUAGAAGAAGGCCUUGAGCGUCCUGCAUCUGCAGCCAGCCAGACAAGUAUUGUUGUGAAUGAGCGUCUGCAGGAGCUGGUCAAGCUAUUUAAAGACCGCAAAGACCGUGCAAAAGAGAGGCUGGUUGAUCCAGACGAGUCUGAUGAUGAAAGCCCUUCGGCAUCUCCAGCCAAAAAGCCUGGUGAAGCCCCACCUCCACCACCUCCUCCAGAGGAAAAGAAAGACGACGAGGAGAAGGCAGAAGAGGAGGUGACAAUCUAUGAGUUUAUGGGAUACAAGAUCCCAGUUCCCCAGUUCAGAAUGCCCCAGAUUCCUGACUGGCUGAGAGUCAUACUGGAAUACCGUUUCCCAUCCAGCAUUGAUCCCUUCACAGACUUGAUCUACGUGGUGUGGCUGUUCUUUGUGACACUCGCGUGGAACUGGAAUGUCUGGCUGAUCCCUGUACGCUGCACUUUUCCGUACCAGACGUCUGAGAACAUUCACUGGUGGCUGCUGAUGGACUACUUCUGUGAUGGCAUUUAUAUUCUGGACAUCUUCGUUAUGCAGCCCAGACUGCAGUUCGUGAGAGGAGGGGACAUUGUGUGUGACAAAGAAGCAAUGAGAGACAACUACAGGCAAACAGAGAGAUUCAAGAUGGAUGUGAUCAGUCUCUUUCCACUGGAUUUGCUGUAUGUCUUCACAGGCGUCAAAUCGCUCUUGAGGUUCCCUCGUCUUCUAAAGUACAAUGCAUUCUUUGAGUUUAAUGAUCGUCUGGAAGCUGUGAUGAGCAAAGCCUACAUUUACAGGGUGAUCCGGACGAGUGCAUACCUGCUGUACUCUCUGCACUGUAACGCCUGUAUUUUCUAUUGGGGUUCUGACUAUGAAGGACUGGGUUCCACUAAAUGGGUCUAUAAUGGCAAAGGAAACAGUUAUAUUCGCUGCUACUACUUUGCUGUGAAGACUCUGAUCACCAUCGGAGGUUUGCCGGACCCCACCACUGUCUUUGAAAUCGUCUUCCAAAUGCUCAACUACUUCGUGGGAGUCUUUGCUUUCUCCAUCAUGAUUGGUCAGAUGAGAGACGUCUUUGGAGCCGCCACUGCAGGUGAGGCCUAUUACAGACACUGUGUGGACAGCACUGUCAAAUACAUGAGCUCCUACAAGAUCCCCCGCGAGGUCCAGAACCGCGUCAAGAUCUGGUACGAUUACACCUGGAAGUCGCAAGGCAUGAUGGAUGAGCAGGAGUUACUCAUACAGCUGCCAGAUAAGAUGCGUCUGGACAUCGCUGCAGAUGUCAACUACAGCAUUGUCAGUAAAGUGGCGCUCUUUCAGGGAUGUGACAGACAGAUGAUAUUUGACAUGCUCAAGAGGCUAAAAUCUGUGGUGUACCUUCCGGGAGAUUUUGUCUGUAAAAAAGGUGAGAUCGGACGAGAGAUGUACAUCAUCAAAGCUGGAGAGGUGCAGGUGGUUGGAGGACCUGAUGGGAUGACGGUGUUUGUGACCCUCAGAGCUGGCUCUGUGUUUGGGGAAAUUAGUUUGCUGGCGGGUGGUGGUGGGAACCGACGAACAGCUAACGUAAAGGCCCAUGGUUUUGCUAACCUCUUCAUCCUGGAUAAGAAGGACCUGGCAGAGAUCUUAGUGCACUACCCCGAGUCCCAGAAGUUACUGCGCAAGAAGGCCAAGAAAAUGCUGACCAAAGAUAAGAAGCCUGCAGAUGAGAAGGGCCAGGCUAAAGAGACGGGUGAGGUCAUCCCUCAGCGGCCGGAGACACCCAAACUAUUCAAGGCUGCACUGGAGGUUGGAACAGGACAGACUUUUGCCAAGCUGAAGGAGGCAUAUAAGGGAGCAACUCUAGAGCCGUCCUCUCCCACCUCCGGCAGGACCUCCACAGCUCCAGUCCCCCCUCCGUCACCCAUGCACCGCCGUUCACCCAUUCCCCGGCCUCGCAUCCCAGAUGAGGAUGACAUGGUAUCGGAGACCACCGACAGCACCAUGAUCAUCCGCAUGACUCCCCGUGUCGAGGGAGAGGAGAUCUUAUCUGUGGAAGUCAGUCCUGGAGAGGGCAUGGAGGCGAAGCCGGAAGAUCCAAGCAAAACUACUGACAAGUGAGAGAGAGGAAGAGGGCAAGGACAAAGACCAGAGUAGGAGUAGGGUAGAAAGCCUCAAGAAAAGCCCAAUGCAUACAUCCCUCGUCAUGCUGUCUGAAUUAGUGUGUUGAUGAAAGCCCUACACAUGUUCUUCAACCAGGUCAAGCCAAACAGGUUUUCAAGAUUCUUGCAAAAACUCUUUGGAGACUCUCUAACCAGCUUUUCAAAAAGAAACCCGUACUGUAAGUUCCUGCAAGAGAACUAGGCUUCCAGUAGUUACCAUAAGGUUUUGAGGCAUUUGAAAGAUGAUACAUUUAGUCCUGGAUUGUUAAGCUUUCACACUGUCAUUUUUAACACUGUUUAGAUGUCAUUUAUAUGUUUUUGGUCCAUGUUGUGCUCAUAUUUCAGUUGAACC